This is a messenger RNA of Schistosoma guineensis, 2595 nucleotides long. The record is from the annotation of a GenBank genome assembly. NCBI's taxonomy places the organism in Eukaryota, Metazoa, Platyhelminthes, Trematoda, Strigeidida, Schistosomatidae.
AUGUCGGGCAAUGUUGGGAUGGAACAGCUUAUCCCAUUGGUUAACCGGCUGCAAGAUGCAUUUUCCUCAUUAGGAGUCCCACUUAAUUUGGAUCUGCCUCAGAUCGCUGUAGUCGGAAGCCAAAGCGCAGGAAAAAGCAGUGUUUUGGAAAAUUUCGUCGGUCGAGACUUUCUCCCUCGUGGAAGUGGGAUUGUCACACGCCGACCUUUGGUCUUGCAACUAAUCAAUUCGCGCAACGAAUAUGCUGAAUUCCUACACUGUAAAAACAAGCAGUUUACAGACUUUGAUGAGGUUCGUAAGGAAAUAGAAGCGGAGACAGACAGGCUAACUGGAAGUAACAAAGGAAUUUCCAACACCCCUAUUAAUCUUCGUGUUUACUCUCCCAAUGUUCUCAACUUAACUCUGAUUGACUUGCCUGGAAUGACUAAAGUUCCUGUCGGUGAUCAACCUCUAGAUAUUGAAGUUCAAAUUAGAUCAAUGAUUUUGGAAUUUAUUACGCAGGAAAAUUGUUUAAUUUUGGCUGUUUCCCCCGCGAAUUCCGAUUUAGCUAAUUCAGAUGCAUUAAAGUUGUCCAAAGAAGUAGACCCUCAAGGUUUGCGAACAAUAGGAGUAGUAACAAAGUUGGAUUUAAUGGAUCAGGGUACGGAUGCUCGAGAAAUCUUGGAAAACCGUCUUCUGCCACUUAGAAGAGGAUAUAUCGGUGUGGUUAAUCGUAGUCAGCGGGAUAUUGAAGGUCGUAAAGAUAUUAAAGCUGCUUUAGCAGCUGAAAGAAAAUUCUUUCUAAGUCAUCCAUCUUAUCGUCAUAUGGCUGAUCGAAUGGGAACACCAUUUUUGCAAUCUACAUUAAAUCAACAAUUAACUAAUCAUAUUCGAGAUACUUUGCCUGGUCUAAGAAAUAAACUCCAAUCACAAAUGCUAGCUAUGGAAAAAGAAGUUGAAGAAUAUAAACAUUACAAACCUAGUGAUCCAUCUUUUAAAACUAAAGCUUUGCUCCUAACAGUACAAAGUUUUGAAAAAGAUUUUCAUCAUGCAAUUGAUGGAGGAGGUUCUGAAAUAGAUACAAAAACGUUAUCUGGUGGCGCAUUAAUUAAUCGUAUAUUCCAUGAGCGUCUACCAUAUGAAAUGAACAAGAUCGAAACUGAUGAAGAAGAAUUACGGAAAGAAAUAAGUUACGCCAUUCGUAAUAUACAUGGUAUUAGAACUGGAUUAUUCACACCUGAUUUAGCUUUCGAAACUAUAACUCGUAAACAAAUUGAUAAAAUGAAAAUACCGUCAUUGAAAUGUGCUGAUUUAGUUGUGGCUCAAUUGACUGAAAUUGUACACGCAUGUACUGCACGUAUGGAGAAUUUUCCACGUUUAAGGGAAGAAACAGAGCGUAUUGUGAAUCAAUGGAUUCGUGAAAGAGAAAUUCGUGCCAGAGAUCAAAUUGUACUGUUAGUUGACAUACAGUUAUCCUAUAUGAAUACCAAUCAUGAAGAUUUUAUUGGUUUUGAAAGUGCAGAACAACAGUCGUCAGAAGUAGCAAAAAAUAAACCUGGAAAUAAGGUAAUUCGUAAAGGUUGGUUAUCUUUGCAAAAUGUUACUUUGCUUCGUGGAGGUAACAAAGAUUUUUGGUUUGUAUUGAAUACUGAAUCAUUGACCUGGUACAAAGAUGAUGAGGAGAAAGAAAAGCGUUAUGUCCUAUUAUUGGAUGGUUUAAAAAUACGCGAUAUUGAAACGGGAUUUUUCGGUAAAAAGCAUGCUUUUGCACUAUUUUAUCCGGAUAAUCAUAAUGUCUACAAAGACUAUAAACAAUUGGAAUUGUGUGCUGAAUCAGCUGAAUUAGUUGAUUCAUGGAAGGCAUCAUUUUUGCGUGCUGGUGUUUAUCCAGCUAAAACUAAAUCGGAAAAAACGGAGCAAUCUGACACUUCAUCACUUGAAUCCAGUGAGCCUCAGCUGGAACGUCAAGUAGAAAUUAUACGAAAUCUAGUCGAUUCAUACAUGAAAAUUGUGAUUAAAACGCAGUUAGAUUUGGUACCAAAAUUGUUAAUGCAUAUGCUUGUUAAUGAGAUUAAAUCCUUCUUAAAAGGUGAACUAUUACCAAAUUUAUAUCAAGCUGGUGACUUGAAUUCCUUAAUGUCUGAAUCAUUGGGGGUUCAACAAAAACGCGAUGAAAUGGUCCGCGUUUAUGAUGCUAUGAAAGAAGCGUUGAAUAUUAUAAGUGAAGUGUCUAUGUCCACUGUAUCAACACCAAUUCCACCGCCAGUCAAUGAUGACUGGUUACAGAGUGAUAUUCCAGGCGGUUUAACUGCUCCGGGAUCUACAGGUACACUUCCUCCUCCUAGUCCAACAGCUAAUCGUCGUCCACCAGCACCACCUCCUCCUGGUGGAUGGAAUUCUACAAGUAAUACGGGUUCAAUCAAAGGCUCUGGUCCCAGACAAGUACCAUCAGUUCCUGCUAAAACAAGUUCUGGACAACUACCUUCUCCAUUGAUUCCGCAACGGUUAUAUCCAGCUGACAUGUUCUCGAUCGUGAAAGAUUCCAAUUCUCCUGGAUUAAUUAAUUCUAUGACAAGUUUUCCACUAGUACCACCAUCCAUUCCUGCGCGUCGUUGA